AUGGCGGCGGUGUUGGCACGCUCUCAGUAUUCAGUCCGUCUCUGCAGUGAUGUCUCAGCUCAGCAGGUUCGGCUCUGCAGAGGUAUCACUGCCAGCUUUGCCAUGUGAAACUCCAAACCGAGCCCCCAUCUGCAGCUGUUUUAUCAGCUGGAAACACUCAGAGUGAGGACCAGAGUUUUUCUGUCCAAAAUCAAUGAGGACUGACCCUCUCUGCUUGAUCCAGCUCAAAACAAGGAAGGUGCCAGAGCAGACGAGUUAACUAAUCCACUUCUGAUGGAGUCUGUCAAAGCAGCGGCCUGGAAACGCUGGAAGGACUGGGGUUUUUCUUCAGAGGGAUGGGGAGCUAAUGACAUGACAUCCCGCACACCCAAAGGCAAACAUGAUUUUAUUUACAGCUGCUAUCUCUGUCAUCUGAAGUCGUAUUUGAGGGACAGGUUUGCUGUGAUGUUCCUUCACAGGGUUGACGACACGGCUUUCAACGAGCAGCCCAGUAAAAUCACCGCCGUUAGAUUGUUAUCACAAAGCAGGGGCAAAAAAAAUAAAUAA
Messenger RNA from Xyrichtys novacula (pearly razorfish), 546 nucleotides. The record is from the annotation of a GenBank genome assembly. NCBI's taxonomy places the organism in Eukaryota, Metazoa, Chordata, Actinopteri, Labriformes, Labridae.